Cyprinodon variegatus (sheepshead minnow) is the source of this 564-nucleotide messenger RNA. It is a transcript of the gene uqcrh, whose product is annotated as cytochrome b-c1 complex subunit 6, mitochondrial. Lineage: Eukaryota; Metazoa; Chordata; Actinopteri; Cyprinodontiformes; Cyprinodontidae. Gene Ontology annotation, biological process: mitochondrial electron transport, ubiquinol to cytochrome c. Bases 95 to 370 code for a protein of 91 amino acids. The transcript has 4 exons. The record is from RefSeq and is a predicted model, not a curated record.
AUUUGUUGUCAACGACCGUCGGCUAGCUGCUUUGACCUGAGGUGUCCUCCAAGAGCAGUGAUUUGACAGGCAGCCAGGAAUAAAACAUUAAAAUAUGGUUUUCGAGGAGAAGAUGAUCACGAACGGGGAACCCGAAGAUGAGGAGGAAGAGGAGGAAGAAGAGGAGGACUUGGUGGACCCUCUUGAAACCUUGCGGCAGAAGUGUGAGGAGACGGAGCACUGCAUCCACUCUCGGGAACGUUUGGAGUUAUGCGAGACCAGAGUUGGUUCUCGAUCCCAGACAGAGGAGGACUGCACGGAGGAAUUGUUUGACUUCCUCCAUGCUCGGGACCAUUGUGUGUCUCACAAAUUGUUCCAUUCUGUCAAAUGAGGUCCCCUGUGCCUGGAUGACUCGAUGACCACUUUCUCCAGAAGUCAGACUACCAGGAGGAUGGGGGUUCAAACUCGCACAUGUGUUUAUCUGCUCCGUGUUGUAACUUAAAAAUGUGUUAUCUAAACAUGUGAAAAAAAUGUAUACAGUCAUUGUGAUUCAAUAUAUCAAUAAAGUGGCUUAGAUGCACAGAU